GAUCGCUCGUCAACAAUGGUUAAAACACGAUCUUCGGCGAGGGUAGGAAGUGCGGCCCAGAGCUCAUCUGCCGAAAAUGGGAACCCUUCCGAACUUAGAUCGCGGCUCAAAACAACUGAGAACGGACACCGCUCACAAAAAACCUACAAUACUUCUAGGAACAAUCAAGCGCUGCCCUCGGGCGGCGUGCCGGGCAGCGGGUCUCAGGGCAAAGACCCCCUGGCCCCCGCACUGCCCGGCUCUCGCAACAUGUACCAGCAUCCCGCUGUUAGCGGAUAUAACACACAGGACUCCAGGGGACAGAGCAUGCCUGUCACGGGUCGACAGAAUCCGAUGUACGGGAGCAUGUACCAUGGAUACGGGGCAGGCGCGGGCGCCGCUCUCACCCCCAUGCCGUCUCCGUCGCCCACGGCGCCGCUGCCACCCUUCCCCGUGCACCCUGAUGUUAAAUUUAAAAAGCUUCCCUUCUACGACGUCCUGGCGGAGCUCAUGAAGCCGUCAACCAUGAUGCCUAUGCAGGCGGGACGAAUGCAGGAGGGCACCUACAUUUUCCACCUGACGCCGCAGCAGGCCACCGAAAUCGCCUCGGGAAAAGACAUCGUCGGCACUAGUAAUAAGCUCGAUUAUGUUAUACAGGCACAAUUGAGAUUCUGUCUUCUUGAAACAUCGUGUGAACAAGAGGACUAUUUCCCACCUAGCGUUAAUGUUAAAGUGAAUAACAAAAUGUGUCCACUACCAAAUCCCAUACCAACCAACAAGCCCACCCCAGAGCCGAAACGACCACCUCGUCCAGUGAACAUUUCGUCUCUCGUCAAACUGUCGCCGACAGUCGCCAACACAAUACAUGUGACCUGGGCGGCUGACUUCACAAGGGCCUACGUGCUCAGCGUUUUUAUGGUGCGGAAACUCACUUCGGCCGAGUUGCUGCAACGAUUGAAGAAUAAAGGAACCAAAAAUCCAGACUAUACACGCUCGCUUAUCAAAGAAAAACUAUCAGAAGACUACGACAGCGAGAUAGCGACGACAUCUCUUCGGGUCUCCCUAAUGUGUCCGCUAGGCAAGAUGCGUAUGUCGUGCCCGUGUCGGCCAGCAAAUUGCCCGCAUCUACAAUGUUUCGACGCAUCGUUGUUCCUGCAGAUGAAUGAGAGGAAACCCACGUGGCUAUGUCCUGUUUGUGAUCGCCCGGCACCUUAUGAUUCCCUGGUAGUUGAUGGGUAUUUCCAAGAAGUGUUGACGUCGUCUCGACUAUCGAGCGACUGCAACGAGAUCCAGCUGCACGCGGACGGGAAUUGGUCCGCGCAUGCGCCGCCAGCGCGCGCGCCGCAGACUGUACAGCCCGCCGCAGAGCCUGUCACGCUCAUUUCGGAUGAUCUCGAAGUGAUACCAGUUGAAGGCAGUAACGGCGGUGGCGGCAAGCGUGCGGCAGUGGGUGAAGGUCGGACGCCUAAAGCUGCGGCUGAAGUUCUUGUAGAUCUGACGUCGGACUCUGAAGACGAACUGCCCUUGAAGCGAAAAGUUCCACAACCAAAGGCCACUCCACCUGCUGCAGAAUCUACCAUAAAGAGUGACGAUAACUACUCUUCAUCAAAUGAAGCAGUAUCAUCGAGCGGAUAUCGGUCCCCUACAGGCGCGUCUGUGAGUAACUCUGGCGCGGUAAUCUCACUGGACAGCCCGUCCCCGCCAGCCGCCUCCCCACAACCCGCGCCCGCAGACCCACUGCCAGACAGACCGCAUCUGUCCAUUACACCUGUUGAACGCUGUACAAGCAACAACAGCGAGCGGGAAGAGAGUGACACAGCUCCCUCUCACUGGGCGCCCUACGCCGACGCUGAGAGGGAUAAUCACGAUAGUUACAGAAGGUACUGACUGAGGGAGAAGAGUGACCGGCCCUCCUAUGCUAGCAGUCACUCUUCCGAAGAAGAUCAAGAGCCCUCCUACCCGGAGGUGCCCAUCCUACCAGCGCAGUAGGCAUGAAAUGACCACCAAUGAUCGUCGAAACGUAGAUUUGACACGUGUACCAGCGAAUGUGUUAGCAAAGAUUUUAAAAAGUAUUGCAUUGCUGUAUCACUUAUGUUUACUGUGUGCAUAUUUUUGGAAAAUUUAUAUCAGACAAAUAACGCACUCUACCAAGGUCAUGGGACUAGCUAAGAAGGCGAAGAAUAAACCAAGUUAUCUCUCGCUACUAAAGGAUACUUUUCCGAUAUCAUUGAAGUAAAAGAAAAGCAAUAAUUAAACUUUAAUCAUGGAAAUCUUUGUGCGGUGGUUUUUAGGCGAACGAUAUGAUAAUUUGGACUUAAGAAGUGACGUUAUGUCAAGGACUUUAAAAGUGCAUAAAAUACUUUUAAGUUUAAAAAAUGCAUUUUUUAUUUGAAUCGUAGUUUCAAUU
Molecule: messenger RNA, 2386 nt
Organism: Hyposmocoma kahamanoa
Lineage: Eukaryota; Metazoa; Arthropoda; Insecta; Lepidoptera; Cosmopterigidae
Gene: Su(var)2-10
Product: E3 SUMO-protein ligase PIAS3
Exons: 12
Coding region: 16-1866 (616 amino acids)
Biological process (GO): regulation of transcription by RNA polymerase II; protein sumoylation
Molecular function (GO): zinc ion binding; transcription coregulator activity; SUMO ligase activity
Source: RefSeq, a predicted model, not a curated record